UUAAACAACGGCGCGGUGCGUCACGUGACACUAUCUGCUGCUGCCUGCUGGCUGAGCGAAGCGUGUUAGCAGAUAUUUUCUAUUUUGUACAUUUUUUUUGUAUAUACUGUAUAUGAUGACUUCUGUGGUCAGCAAUCCAGCUCGAGGGACUCGGGAUAAGACACUGCCCACAACCACCCAAACAACACAGCCACAAAAACAGAUACAGGCUACAGCUGAGCAGAUACGUUUAGCUCAGAUGAUCUAUGACAACAAUGAUGCUGACUUUGAAGACAAGGUCAAACAGUUGAUCGAGGUAACUGGAAAGACCCAAGAUGAAUGCGUAGUUGCCCUUCAUGACUGCAAUGAAGAUGUAAACAGGGCCAUCAAUUUUCUGCUUGAGAGCACCUCCGACACAACCUCCUGGGAGACUGUGGGAAAGAAGCGUAGUAUUGGUAAAGAGGGAGGAAGCUCAGAUUUAAAAGAGAGCCGUGAGAAGAAGGGAGAUCGUGAGGCCAGCCGUGGACGUGGAGUGUCCAACAGGAGAAGCAGAGGAAUCAGCCGUGGUCGUGAAGGUCGUUCAGAGGAAAAUGGGUUUGAAAUGACUCCUGUUGAGAGAGGGGCUGACCGUGGGCGCCGGGGUCGGGGCAGAGGAGUUGGGGGUCGUGGAAGAGGAAGGGGAGCUGUCGGAAACAGGUUUUCUUCACAAGGAAUGGGAACUUUUAAUCCUGCUGACUACACCCCGAACUCCAGGGGAAACCAGGACAGAUUGGAGGGGAAUGAAACUGCUGAGGGUACUGGAACAUGGCGUGCCAAUCUGGAAGAGUGGACUUCAGAAGAAUGGAAUGAGGAUUUGUCUGAGACCAAAGUGUUCACUGCCUCUUCAGCUCCAGCCAACCACAUCACAGCUGGACACAAUGUGGACCUGGCUAGCAUACUGCCUAAAACUGGAGUGAGUGUAGGAGGUUCUGUGGACUCUGACUUGGGAGCAAUUGUUGAUGGUCCUUCAGCAGAGGAUUUGGGCCAAAGCCUGGUGUUCACCAACUCCCACCACAAUGGACGAACUGCAACACACAGCUACGCACAUGCCACAGCCAACAGCUACGCUCAUGCCGCCUCUGCUAGCACCACAUAUGCACAUGCAGCACUGUCUUCAGUCAUAGGUUCUGGUUUUGGCUCCCUGAAUGCACCUAAGCAGGGACCAGCUGCGGACGUUGGCAUGUCUGAGACACUUAAUGGGCCCCGGCUGCCUCAGAGAACCAGUCAGAUGUUGGCAACUGGCAGCGGCGGUGUCUCCAAAGACCCAGGACAGCCUCCAAUACAGAGUCCAGCUUCUGCUUCCUCACCUACUGCAGAUACGAAGUCUCUGAGGGUGGAAAAUGGCCCAAUUCUAUCCCAAAACUUGGAAAUGAAACAUCAGCCAGAACCGUCUGCAGUGCUCAGCCAGCUUGCUCAGAGGCAGCAGCAGUCCUCCAUGGUGCCCACCACAGAACCCCCAGGCCUGUCUCAGUCACACGCACCACAGGCCCCCACACCACCAGGUCAAGAGUCCUCUGGCCUCCCUGUAAGAGACGGAUCUUCUCCAGGAAGCAAGCUGCCGGGCCUGGAGCUUUCAGCCACUGAUCCCCCUCAGCGACAGUUAAAGACUCAGCGACGCAGAGCUCCCCUUCCAUCAAAGAUUCCAGCUUCAGCAGUGGAAAUGCCCGGCUCAGCAGACAUCUCUGGUCUGAAUGUUCAGUUUGGAGCUCUUGACUUUGGAUCUGAAUCUGGCAGUGUAACAGCAGACUCUAAGACAGAGUUGGCCCGUGAGCAUACGUCCACCUUGGCUCAGGCAACCAUGCCUUCUCCUGCAGCUGUUCCCACACAAGCACAGAGCAUCAUGUUCCCCAAGUCAGGACCCGUUAGUGACCACAUGAGCAGCUUGCCUUCAGCCAUAUCAGAUGCCAACUUUCCUUCCCCUUCUUUGGGCCUGCCUGGUGCUACUCCCUCCCCUUCAAUUGGUCUCCCCAGUGCAGCAGCUCCACAGCCCUCUUCCGUCCCAACUGCAACCAGCCGAGUGGAGAGCAGUGGCUCGAGAACUUUGCCUCCUCAUCUUGGCUUCUCACAGAGCAAAGAGGUCCCAUCAGGUGGUUCUGCUCCUCUAACUAAUGGCUACAGUGUCAUGAAGACACAGACUACACAAGAAAGUGCUUCAUCAUCUAGAACAGUGAAAACAGAAUCUCCUGUUAUGACAAGUGAUGGUGGAUCUGGACACCAUAUUCCUUCUCCUGUAGUCACACCAUCCAACUCUGCUCCAAUCUCAUCCCUCAGCAGUCACAUAAACAGUACUCACUCAUCCGGAACACCUCUUGUCACAAGUUCUUCCCUCACGAUAACCAAUGAGGAAAGUGGCAACAGCAGCAGUCUUCAUGCAUUUUCAUCAUCGAGCCAAAUUGUCACUCCUAGUGCGCCUACGAUCGUCAGUAGUUCAUCCUCCAAUGGUCUUUACCAAUCAGGAGGACCAGGACUGGCUCAGAAUGGUGCAAACACCACAAUCUCAGCUGCAGGCAGCCGCAACACCACACAACUCACCACAACUUCUGGUAAAGCUCCUCCUAAUUUAGCCCAAGGAGUGCCUCCACUUCUGGCCAACCAGUACAUUAUGGGUCCUGGUGGCUUGCUUCCUGCUUACCCGCAAAUCUAUGGAUAUGAAGACUUGCAAAUGCUGCAGUCUCGACUACCUUUGGAUUACUAUGGUGUUACAUUCCCUGGUGCUACAGCUCCAAUCCCUGGUAGAGACAGUUUAGCUAAUAAUCCAUAUUCUGGUGAGGCAACGAAGUUUGGCAGGAAUGACUCUUCUUCCCCAGCCCCCCCGACCAGCCUGUCUACAGCAGGAGUGCAGUCGCAGCCCCAACAGACCCAGCAGACAGGGACUCAAGGACAGGGACAGGGUCAGAACCAGGGUCAGCAGACACAGAACCAGGCCUUCCUCAACCCCCCUCUGCCACCUGGCUACGGAUACACUGGUCUGCCGUACUAUGCUGGCAUGCCUGGUGUUCCUUCAGCCUUCCAGUAUGGCCCCACCGUGUUUGUGCCUCCAGCUUCUGCCAAGCAGCCUGCCAUGGGCUUGGCCAACCCCUCCAGUCAGUACCACCAACAGCAUCAGCCAAGUUAUGGGCAGCAUGCCUACGGUGCAGCUUUUGAUGACCUGUCCCAAGCCCAUGCUGGGGAAUACAGUAAGACAGGGUAUGGCGGCUCUGCCCAGUCACAGGCAAAAUCAGCAGGCAGCGGCCCAGGGAAAGCACCUGGAUUAUCUGGAUCAGGAACUGGUGGUGGAGUUCCUGACAUGGGUGGUUCGAUAUACAACAAAACACAGUCGUUUGACAAGCAAGGCUUCCAUACAGGAACUCCACCUCCUUUCAAUCUGCCCUCAGCACUGGGAGGGACGGGCCCCAUGAAUCCUGGUGGAGCUCCUGGCUACGCUCCAGCUCCUUUCCUGCACAUCCUGCCUCCACACCAACAGCCCCACUCCCAGCUGCUGCACCAUCACUUAACACAAGACGGACAGGGUGGUCCAGGUCAGCGCAAUCAGUCCAGCAGUAUGCAGCAGAAAACCCAAGGCAGCAAGUCCAGCUACGGCAGCUCUCCCUACUGGGCAAACUGAGGAAUGCUUCCCACCUCCCAUCCCCC
Molecule: messenger RNA, 3648 nt
Organism: Cyprinodon variegatus (sheepshead minnow)
Lineage: Eukaryota; Metazoa; Chordata; Actinopteri; Cyprinodontiformes; Cyprinodontidae
Product: ubiquitin-associated protein 2-like
Exons: 29
Coding region: 113-3622 (1169 amino acids)
Cellular component (GO): cytoplasm; nucleus
Molecular function (GO): protein binding
Source: RefSeq, a predicted model, not a curated record